Messenger RNA from Miscanthus lutarioriparius, 813 nucleotides. The record is from the annotation of a GenBank genome assembly. Lineage: Eukaryota; Viridiplantae; Streptophyta; Magnoliopsida; Poales; Poaceae.
AUGGACAUGGCCACGCGCGUCACGGCAGCAACCUUCCUCCCCGUCCUCUCGUUGCUGAUCCGGCUGCGCACAGGCACCUGCGCCGACGACUACUCGGCGUUCGUGUACGCGGGGUGCUCGCAGGGCCGCUACAGCGCCGAUUCCCAGUACGCGUCGGGGGUGGACUCCGUGCUCACCUCGGUCGCUAACAGCGCGCCGUACGCCCCCUACGACAACUUCACCGCGCCGACCGACUCGUCCGUGGUCGGCCUCUACCAGUGCCGCUCCGACCUCCCGGCCUCUGUCUGCAGCGGCUGCGUCCGCUCCGCCAUCUCCAGGCUCUCCUCGCUCUGCGCCUGGGCGGUCGGCGGCACGGUGCAGCUGCGGGCCUGCUUCGUGCGCUACGGGAACGACUCGUUCCUGGGGAAGCAGGACACGGCGGUGCUGUUCAAGAAGUGCGGCGGCACGCCCGGGGACACCGGCGGGGUGGCCAUGAGAGACUCGGCGCUCGGCGCGCUGGUGGCCGCGGCGGCUCCGGCGGGCGGAGGGUACCGCGCCGGAGGGUCCGGCGCCGUGCAGGCCAUGUCGCAGUGCGUGGGGGACCUCGGCGCCAAGUCCUGCUCCGACUGCGUCUCGGCCGCGGCCGCACAGCUCAAGGCCGGGUGCGGUUACGCCACGGCCGGCGAGGUCUACCUCGGCAAAUGCUACGCGCGCUUCUGGGCCAACGGCAGCGGAGGUUUCAGCAGCAGCGCCGGUCGGCAUGGAUUUGAUCUAGUCCACGUGGUCGCCGCCGGUUUCUUCGCUUCCUUGGCUUACGUCUCACUUGCCAUAUAG